Molecule: messenger RNA, 28708 nt
Organism: Aricia agestis (brown argus)
Lineage: Eukaryota; Metazoa; Arthropoda; Insecta; Lepidoptera; Lycaenidae
Gene: shot
Product: microtubule-actin cross-linking factor 1
Exons: 107
Coding region: 570-27380 (8936 amino acids)
Biological process (GO): intermediate filament cytoskeleton organization; wound healing
Cellular component (GO): cytoskeleton; cytoplasm; intermediate filament
Molecular function (GO): microtubule binding; structural molecule activity; calcium ion binding
Source: RefSeq, a predicted model, not a curated record
UGUGCGGCGUCGCGAUCCGUGGUAUGCGCAGUUCGUUCACGAAAUAUUCCCGUGUAUCUAUCGAGUACAGACGUUUCAGUAUUUACACAAGUGAAGCCUUAUGUCAAAACUAAAGACGGUCUCGUGACUCAGACUAUUCAGUGUAACUAAUCCAAAAUCGAACAUUCGAACAAAAUUUAACACAAAACGAGAACUCAAACAUUCCAAACACUAACGCUUUUAUACCUGUUGCCAUAUUAAUAUUUAACUUCGUAAUUGUAAGUGUAACGAUCGUAAUCCAAUAAAACGAGUGAAUAAAAAUUGUGUCAAGAUCGAGAAGUGUGUGUCAAGGGGGUCUCCGGCAACUUUCCUUUUCUAGAAGUGAGACUGGGUGACAUCGGUCGCGAUAUAAUUGUGAAUCACUUAAAACCGACCUCGGGACCGUGCAUUGUCGGGGAGGGAAUCCGGCGAUCCCUCGAGUUUCGCGAGUCGGUGCCGAACCGCGUCGCGAUAAACACUGCUGACCCCGAACAAAGUGUGCCCCAAUCCGACCUAACCCGACCAGUGAUUAUGUUAAGUGAGUGCUGAACAUGUCGACCCAAUCGUACUACAAGGAGCGCCUGGGGUUCGACCCCCAGGAGGCGAUGCAGGAGAGCCUCAAUGGGGGCUUCUAUGACGGCCCCCACCAGGCCAAGCGGCACCGCGCGGACCAUCACAAGGACUCGCACGACCAAGUAUACGAGGAAAACUUGACCAAAUUCAAAGAUGAACGAGACGCGAUACAGAAGAAAACAUUCACGAAAUGGGUCAACAAACACCUCAAAAAGGUGAAUCGACACGUGAACGAUCUGUUCGAAGACUUGCGCGAUGGCCUCAACCUCAUCUCGCUGCUGGAGGUGCUAUCUGGCGAACACCUCCCGCGCGAGCGAGGACGGAUGAGGUUCCACAUGCUGCAGAAUGUCCAGAUGGCGCUGGACUUCCUCAGAUACAAGAAAAUCAAGCUGGUCAACAUCCGCGCUGAAGACAUCGUCGACGGGAACCCCAAGCUCACGCUCGGCCUCAUAUGGACCAUCAUCCUGCACUUCCAGAUAUCUGACAUCGUAGUGGGACAGGAGCCGAACGUGACGGCCCGGGAGGCGUUGCUCAGCUGGGCGCGGCGCUCCACGGCCAAGUACCCGGGUGUGAGGGUGGCGGACUUCACGUCGUCAUGGCGAGACGGCUUGGCGUUCAACGCGCUCAUACACAGGAACCGCCCUGAUCUGAUAGACUGGCGUAAUAUCAGAUCAAGGCAGGUCCGUGAGAGAUUAGAGACAGCAUUCCACAUUGUAGAAAAGGAGUACGGUGUCACGAGGCUUUUGGAUCCUGAAGAUGUGGACACACACGAGCCGGACGAGAAGUCUCUCAUCACGUACAUCUCGUCGCUGUACGAGACGUUCCCGGAGCCGCCGAGCGUGCACCCGCUGUUCGACGCCGAGUCGCAGCGCCGCGCCGCCGGCUACACCGAGCAGGCCGCGCAGCACCGCGCCUGGCUGCAUGAGAAAUGCUCGCUCAUGCAGGACCGUGCUUUCCCGUCAACUUUGAUUGAAAUGAAAAAGUUGCUAAGCGAGAGCACGCGGUUCCGAAAUGAAGAGGUGCCGCUACGACAGAGAGAGAAGCAGAAGCUAUUCCACCUCUACCGGGAACUAGAGAAAUACUUCGAGAGUGUGGGUGAGAUCGAGAUCGAGCCCACGCUGCGGCCGGAGGCGCUGGAGCAGGCAUGGUCGCGGCUGCUGAUGGCGCACCAGGAGCGAGAGAGGGACCUGGCCGACGAGAUCCGCCGCCUGGAGAGGCUGCAGCGGCUGGCUGAGAAACUGCACAGGGACAUAAAACAAACGGAGGGUAGUUUGGACAACAUCGAGCGCCACAUCGAAAGCGAGAUCCGGCGGCUAGAGCGCGGCGUGCACCCGGCCGAGGCGAAGCAGGCGGCGGAGAGCAUCGAGCACGAGCUGCGCGCAACCGAGCACACCAUCACCGAGAUGAUGCACGAUGCGCACGCGCUGCGCGACGGCCGGUACCCGCAGGCCGCCGAGCUGCUCAGGAGGGUGCAACAAGUCCACGAGCGGUGGUUGGCCGCGCGCGCGGCGUUCACGGGGCGGCUGGUACCGCGGCUGUCGUCGGUGCGCAUGCCCGUGCAGCAGACGACGGUGCGCCGCGAGACCCGCACCGUGCUCGAGACGAGGGUCCACGACGCCGACCCCAAGUUCCAGCAGCUGCAUGAUGCGACCAGGUGGUGUAAGGAGAAAUUGAAAAAACUUCACGAAUCCGAAUACGGCUCCGAUCUACCGACAGUGCAACACGAGUUGGACAAACACCAGCGAGAGCACAAACAAAUCGAUCAAUUCCAUUCAAAGGUGGAACAGUGCGUACACAACCGCGCCAACUUCAGCGGCGAAGAACUGACACUGUACAACCAGCACCUCAGCCAGCUACAGAAGCUGUACGCUGAACUGCUUUCAACUAGUACAAAACGGAUGUCUGAUUUGGACGCCCUGCAAGACUUCCUACAGUCGGCUACGGCUGAGCUGAACUGGCUCAACGAGAAAGAGCAGGUGGAAUUGUCACGUGACUGGGCCGACCCGCACAUCAACCUGCCCGCCGUACAACACUACUAUGAGCAACUAAUGUCAUCGCUGGAGAAACGCGAGCUUCAGUUUAGUAAUGUGAUUGAUCGUGGAGAGGCGCUCAUCGCUCAACACCAUCCAGCCCUGAAGACUAUCGAAAGUCACUUACAGGUGAUGCAGUCGCAAUGGGCUUGGGUGCUGCAGCUGACUCUAUGUUUGGAGACUCACUUGAAACACACUACGCAGUACCACAACUUCUUCGAGGAAGUUAAAGAAGCGGAGAAAUGGAUACAAAAACGCGAAGAAGCGUUGAACACGACAUUCUCCCAGUCGGAGUUUACCCUAGACCAGGGUGAGCGUCUGCUCAAGGGCAUGCAGGAACUGCGAGAGGAACUGAACGAACAAGGGGGCGUGGUCGCGCGGCUCGCGGACGAAGCCGCCAAUGUGCGUCCCAUACGCAUGCGCCGCGCACCAAUCACGCGCCCGCUACGUGCGGAAACCGUCUGCGCGUACAAACACGCCAAUGUGGCAGUAGAGAAGGGGUCAGCAGUGAGCGUGACGGACAACUCGGGUCGGUCACGCUGGCGUGUACGUCUCGGCGGUGCGGGCACGGAGGCGCAACUACCGGCAGCCGUGAUAGCGUUGCCGCCGCCCUGCCAGGAGGCCAUCGACGCCGCGGCUAGACUGCGCAGCGCUUAUGAUAGGGUGAUACAACUAUGGCAGAGGAAGCAGCUGCGCAUGCGCCAGAACAUGAUCUUCGCCACCAUCAAGGUGGUCAAAGGAUGGGACUUCCCACAGUUCGUGGCGAUGGGCGCGGAACAGCGUCAGGCGAUCAGGCGCGCGCUGAACGAGGACGCUGAGAAGCUGCUGGGCGAGGGCGACCCCGCCGACCCGCAGCUGCGGCGGCUGCGGCGCGAGAUCGACGAGGUCAACCGACUGUUCGACGAGUUCGAGCGCCGCGCGCGUGCUGAGGAGGACUCCAAGAAUGCGGCGCGCAUUUUCACCGAGCAGUCUUCGAACCUGCUGGAACGCCUGGAGGUGUUCGAGCGGCAGCUGAACGAGCGGAUCGCGAGCCACAUCCCGCGGGACCUGGACUCGCUGGAACACCUGGUGCUGCAGCACAAGGACUGGGAGACCAGCCUCCACGGCCUGGCCGCCGAUGUGGAGGAAGUGCAGGACACUUUCAGAGGCAUCGCCCUCAAGACUCCGGCUAUGAAGAAGAAUCUCGACAAGGUUAUGGGCAAGUGGAACGACAUGCAAUCGAAGAGCCAGCUGUUUGUAGAAAGAUUGAAGUACGUUGAGAUCGUGGUGAACAGCAUGGAGGAGAACAACCAGACUAUAUCCGAGUUCGAGAUCAAGUUGGCGCAGUUCAGCGACCUGCCCAAUGACGUUGAGCUGCUGAAAGACAUCCACGAAGACCUGCUCCGCAUGCAAGUGGCGGUCAGCAAACAGCAGACGCAGGUGGAGCAGAUGAACGACGACGCGGAGAACUGCCGCCGCCUGGUGGAGAGCUCCCGAGCGGCGCUGCACACCUCCCUGCCGCGCAGACACCAGGACCUGGAGAGGAUGGACAAGGACGUAUCCGCGCUUAACACACGCUGGAACAAUGUGUGCGCGCAGCUAGCUGACAGGCUACGAAGCUGCGAAGCCGCCUACCAACUGCUUAAGAACUACAACGCCGGCUACGAGAAGGAAGCCGAGUGGAUCGAGGACACGUACAGCAAGCUUCAGGCCCAACCUCCUAUUGAGAUCAGGCCUAAAGAACAGUUAGAGCCUACAAGGAAUCUACUCACCAGCGUCGUGGAGAGGACGCCAAAGAUUGAGAAAGUUAAUGUAGACGGAGGGCGGUUCAUACGCGAGGGCAAGAUACAUACGUCGAGAUGCCAGCGGUACGUGGAGUGGCUAUGCGAGGAGAUCCACCCAUCGCUGGACACGCGGCAGCUGCGGCGGCAGGCGGACAUUGAGAUGGCGGACCGGAUGCGGAACCGCGGCCGGACGGACGUCGUCCCCGGCGCGGAAAUUCCGUCCGGCGCGGAAACUGUCGCCCGGGAGUUGGACGAACUGAACGCUAAGCACCAAAGACUGUUGGACCUGUUGUAUGAGAGACUGAGAAGGAUCGCGGCCGCUAACCCCGGAGAUAUUGUUACACUGCGCCUUGUUGAGGCAAUGGCACCGCGCUCGGCGCGAUCCUUCCGUCAAGAGUUCAACAUGCAAGACGUCGCAACAACGGAGCACACCUACACAACCCAUUACACGUCAGAAAAAUUCAUUCGGACGUCGCAUUCGACCGAACUCGAUGGACACGUACAGACUAAAUCAAUGACUAAUGGAAAAUUGAGCUCUCCUAAUUACACGACAAAAACAAUUAUUGGAGAUGAUGAUAGACCCGAUAUAAGAAACCUUAAACGUGUACACAAAAUGUACGAAGGACCUAAUAUAAUCGAGUCUAAAGGAAUCGUACAUCCUGAAACGAAAGAAAUUCUGACGGUCGGCCAAGCUAUUAGCAUGCGAAUUUUAGAUGUCCGUACAGGCAGAUUAUUGUCAUCGCCCGAGACGAGAAAGACGAUAACUAUUGAACAGGCAGCGAAAGAAGGCCUCAUCGAUGCAAAACUAGCAUCUCGUUUGACUGGACCUUGCGGUAUGACUGAAGACGGAAAUGAAGUCACUCUACUUGAAGCUAUCCAGAGAGAACUUUAUGAUGCCGAGCAAGGAUUUGCGGAUCCAGCAGAGAAACGAAUAAAGGUGACUGUAAAGGGUGAAGCCCUCUCACAAGGAAUGAGUAUUUCCGACGCCCUUACUCGUGGUCAGGUAGAUUUAGAAAAGGGACUUUAUAAACUACCGGAUGGUACAUACAUUACAAUUGCGGAAGCUUAUCAAAGGGGAUACCUUGUCUAUAAUGAGAUUAUCAAAAUUAAAUCUAGCGCUUUGUCAUUGUCGGAUGCUAUAAAUCAAGAUUUAGUCGAUAACAGUGGUUGGAUUUUGGAUAGGAAUUCAGGUGAUAGAUUCCAACUAGACGUUGCUAUACAGAAUGAAUUAAUAAACCCAGGAGUAAGAGAAAUAGUUGAUCCCAAGAAUGAUACAAAAAUUACGUUGACAGAAGCAAUUACAAAAAAUAUAAUAAAUACAAUGCACUCAAAGUACAUACAUAAUAUAACGAAGGAUAAAUUAUCAUACAAAGAAGCUGCGAGUAAAGGGUACAUUUGCAAGCCAAUGACAUUAAAAGAUAUUUGUGAUAAUGGUUUAAUGACAAAUGAUGGUAAAAUUUUGUCAUUAACGAAUAGGACUCCCUUAAAUAUUUUAGAAGCGAUUUCGGCUGGUGUACUUGAUAGUGAAAAUAUAAAAUGCAUUACUGAUACUACAAGUGGGCAGCUUCUCACUCUGUCGGAAGCAUUAGGUUCUAGAAUAAUACUGCCUGAAAAUAGAUUUAGAGAUAAUUUAACUGGUGAAAUUUGCUCUAUACCGGAAGCGGUAGAUCGAGGUCUUAUAACAUCUGUAUCGCAAAGGUCAAUAUUUGAUAUUGAUGGCUUUAGGGAUCCUAAAACCGGGGAAUUUAUUUCAUUCAAUGUCGCGUUGAGUAAAGGUUACCUCAAAUAUGCUAAUGGUGAGACUUUUCUUAAAUCUGAAAGUGGUGACUUUGUAUUCCUUGAAGAUUGUCCUAAAGUGUCUAUAAUUAGACCAGAAGUCUUAGAAAUGUUUAAUAGGAAAAUAGGUGUCUUCGAAAAUAAAAAAGAACUCUCGGUGCUAGAUGCUGUAUUCAAAAAUAUUUUGGACCCAAAAACUGGUUUCUUACUGGAAUCAUCUACAAAGAAACCGAUUCCAUUUAAUAAAGCUGUAGAAAUGAAUAUGAUUACACCAGAAGGCGCUGCUUUAUUAAAUUCUCUUUUAAAUAUUACACUAACUUUACAGACAGUAACAAAAACUAUAAAACGGUAUGUAACGGUGACAAAUUCAAAUACAGUAAGACGGUCUGAAACUAUAAUCACAUUUGCAGAAGCAAUUCGUAGAGGUCUUAUAGAUGAAACGACACAAACGUUUACGGAUCCAACAACAGGAACAGUUUUCCCUAUUCAACAAGCCCUAGACAAUGGCUUAUUAGGUGUAGAUAAGGAUGAACCACGUGUCACACGAAUUUCUGAUAGAGUUACGAAAAAAGAAUUAGUCCCAGGUCAAGUAGUAGAGUUAAAAAUAACAAAAAAAUCCUUUAUCAAAGAUUUACCUCCAAGUCCUGAGAGUAAAUUACACCGUGACAAUAAGCCAGAGACGCUAAAAAGUCCUGAUUAUAUUGUACGUGAAGACUCACAACCAAGACAAGAUAUUAUUUAUAAAACGAGCACAUCAAAAUCAGUUGUUAGUGAUCCAUCCGUAACAUCUUUAACAAUAAAUAAAAACACAAUAGAACUCCCUCGAGGUGGUUGGUCGCUCAGGGAUGCAAUCGAACAAAAGCUUUAUGACCCGCAUUUAGGCAUUUUUGUUAUUCCCGGAACCGACAGAGUUCUUGACCUUCAGGAAUCAAUAAAAUUAAAUGUUAUAAAUCCAGACUCGGCUAAAGUUUUAGAUGCUAAAACUAAUAAAACAGUUUCACUGCACCAAGCUUUAGAAUUACAUCUUUUAGAUUCUACAGGUCAUUACAAGUAUCAAAACAAAGUUUUGACUAUGAAUGAAGCUAUUGAUAAAAAGUUUAUUACAUUUGUUACUUUAUCGUCUUCGACAAGUACACAGAAGAUUAUAACCAUAACAUCUAUAGCUGGUAUGCCGGAUAGGAUGGAAAUAUCAGAACUAAAUGAACCGACUCAGCAAAGUUUAAUUGAGAGUACCUCAAGUUUGGAACCAUUGCAAGUCGGUACUGGUCUCAUUUAUGAUCCCGCAACGGCAUUGAUUAUAUCAACGACAGGAAAUUCUGAAAACGUUAUAGAAGCAGUUAAACAAGGAGUGAUUCCUGAAGAUAGUGUUAAAAUUGUUGAACCAAAAUCAGGAAAACAAAUUUCUUUGAAGGAGGCAGUUUCAUCUGGAAUAUUAGAUUUAAGCAAAGGUACGUACAGGAAUAGCGGUAAUAAUUCCAACAUAAGUUUGGUUGAUGCUGCCAAAAUCGGUCUUAUUUCCGUAAUAGGAGCUCCUUUAGUUGGCGCUACAAAAAUUAUUCAAGUAGUUAAGAACACUAUGGUAAAAGAUCCUACAACAGGAGAAGAAUUGCCUAUGGAAGUAGCGUAUGAAAGGGGACUAGUAGAUCCCAUAACAUAUAAAAAUUACGAAGAAUCUAUGCGAGAAAAAACACCAGACUCGUCUACUGAAACAGUACUAUUAAGUCACUCAGAACAAACAAAUACAAACUCUAAACCAUUAUCUAUUGGUGCUGCAGUAUCUGAAGGAUUCAUAACAGUAGAAUCAAUACAAAACAGCCUAACAGCAAAUAAUUUCAAUGUUUUAGAAAAUUCUUCCGCAAAUCAAGGACCUAAAUCUCAACAAAAUAUCCAAAUAACCAAGAGUCUUGUUAAGCCCAAAUACGGUCGGCAAGCACAUGAAUCCGUUACCAAAAUAAGUCAUGAAAAUGUAAAACCUACAGUUUUACAAAAAUUAAGAAAAAGAAUAUUAGUUCCUGAAGAUGCUGUCGCCAUGGGAUUAUUAGAUGAAAGCACAGCUAAAAUUUUGACCAAUAUUAAGUUAUGUAAGGACAAAGAUGGAUCAGAAAUAAACCUUGGAAAGGCAAUAGAAAAUGGGUUGAUAGAUGCGAAUUCGGGUAAAAUAAGGGAUCCUGUACAUGGUGAUGUCAUAACCAUAAAAGAUGCUUUAGACAGAGGUAUAUUGGAUUCAGAAGGACAAAACGAGGUUUUGAUACCAAUUGUCAGAGGUUUAUCAAUUCCUGAAAUUUUGCAACAAGGUCUUUAUUCUCUGUCAACGGGAAAAAUUAUACAUCCGGAAACCGGAAGCCAUCUAUCAUUAAGAGAAGCCAUCAUCUGUGAUAUUGUUGAUCCCUUGACAUCCGUCAAAAUAAGUAAUAGUGAAAACGUUAGUAUAUCUGAUGCUAUAAGAAACAAUUUAAUUGACGCAGAAAAGAAUUUGGUAAAUACAAGUGAAGGUCCAAUUGAUUUUAUAACAGCGGUUAACUCUGAAAUAUUCCCAGAAUUAGCGGAAAAGAAGAGUAACAUACCUCCUGCUGCAAUGUCUCUUACAGUUGCGUUACAGCAAAAUAUCAUGAACCCAAAGACUGGUUCAAUAAAGCACCCACUAACUGGAGAGAUAAUUUCCCUAGGUGAUGCCAUAUCAAAAGAUUUAUUAAUGGGCAUACCAUAUCCUCAAACUGUGACAACCAAAACUGUGGAAGAAGCGUUGCAGGAAAACCUUUUAAAUUUAUCCGAAGGCACUUAUCUAGAUCCCAAUUCCAAGGAAACCGUAUCUUUGGAGCAAGCACUCGAAAAGGGCUUAGUCGCUGUUAAACGCGACGAUGAUAUUACUGAAAUUAGUGGAGUAGUCACUACAGUUACAGAAACCCUAACAUCCCAACAUACUAUUACUACUAAAAUGAUAGAACUUUUAGCCGAUUUCGUGCUCAUAAAUUCCAAUGAAGUAAAAAACGUUAAAACUGGUGAAGUAAUGUCCAUAGUUGAAGCACGAAGAAAGGGAAUUAUUAAAGAUGAACAGACAACGAAAGAACAAUUUAUGUCUAAUAAGACAAACUUUAAUUUUGAUGAAGCUUUAAAUCUCGGGUAUGUUGAUAUUAAAAAUGGAACAUUCACAAAUCCAAAUACUGGAGAAAUACUUACCAUUACUGAAGCAGUUAAAACUGGUUUACUUAACACAGAAGUUACAACAGAAAUAAAUAAAAUUACUCCCAUAAAGGAAACAGAUAUGUUGGACUUAAAUGAAGCAUUUGAAUUGCUUUUUGACACUAAGAGCCAGAAAUUUAGGGAUCCUAAAUCACCUAACAAAGUUGUUUCCUUUGAAGAAGCUCUUGAUAGGAAUAUAAUUAACCCUGAGUCUGUCAUAUUUGACGUUAAGUCUAGUCAACCUAUGACUGUAAAAGAAGCUUUAAAUUCUGGAUUCUUGGACAAAAAAUCAGGAAAAAUUAAACAACCUGACUCUGGUAAGUCAAUUGACAUUAAAAAAGCAGCAAAAUUAGGUCUAGUAGCUGUAGUUGCUGCUCCGGUUGUUGCAGGAAUGGCGAUGAUUCAAGGUGUAAAAUCAGUUGCCAGUAACAUUAGUAAGCCUUUACAUGAUGCUGCAGGCAAUAAGCAAGACAAAAAAUCUGUAGAGAAUAAGGAAUCUGAGAAUCUUAAACCUCAGGUACAAAACAUAACGGAUAUCUCAGAAAAAGAUAAGUUUAAAUCGGAAAAGUUUCAACAAGACACUUUGGUCACAGAAAAGCCUAAUAAGGCUUCAAAACCCUCAUCUGAAAUAUCUAAAGCUAAUGUGUCUUCUACAGAUGACAGUAAAAUUAAAAAAUCAAUUAUAUCCUCAGCAAGCGAUCCGGAAGAAACAAAGGAUACCAAUGUACCCACUCAAAAAGUUAUUGAUUCCAAUAUAGUCCAUACAAACAGGGAACAAUCACCUGGAUUAGUAGAAGCUAAAAAUAUUCAAAGCCAGUCGGUAGUUAUGAGUACCGAAAGUGAACAAUCCUUAUAUUUUAAUAGCAAAAACACUUCGCAGCCCAAAGGAAAAGUAGAUGAAGUAACAAUUAAAGAUUCAAUAACAAAAAAAGAUAAAAUCUUAACUGAUACUAUAAAUAAAAAAGAGGAAGAUAUAUUAUUGACAAAAGCGGAUGUUAUUGAGAAAACUAAGUUGCCUAAAGUUAUUAAACCUCACUUUGAGAGUCAAAAUACGAAUAUUGAGUCUGAUAAAAAUCGAACUCUUUUGUCAAUUUCAGAUAAUAAAACCAAAGUACCUUCAAAACUUCAAGGUAUUACCGAAAAAGAAAAUGUGAAUAUUGAUGAAACUGACAAAAGUGUUCCAAAAGAAAUAAACAUAAAAUCAAAGGAAAGUUUAUCUAAUAUAAAAUCGUUUGAGACUAUGCAGUCCCCUCAUUCCUAUGAAGAAAAUAAAUCACCAGAAAAUAAUGUUAUAUUUAAUGAUCCAAACACAAGUUUAAUAAUUUCUGAACAACAUAUUGAAGUAGUUUCUACUACAACAGGCCGACAAAUUCUCACUCCUGAAUUGGUGUCAGUUAUGGAUCCCAAUUCCGGUCAACAGAUAUCUUUCAAAGAUGCUAUUCAGAAAGGAAUAGUCGAUACUGAAUCUCAAAAAAUAAAAUCUCAAUCUGGUAAAAAGAUAAGCAUAGCCGAUGCUGCUAAAAUAGGUUUGAUCGCAGUUGUUGGCGCACCUAUUUUUGCAGUAUCUAAAGCUAUUGAUGCGGUCAAAGGUACUGCUAGUUCGGAUGUUAAGGUUUCGGAUACUAAAAAUAUAGAUAUAGUGAAAGGAGGUCCGGGAACUGGAUUGACUAGGUCUGAUGCCAAAAUUAUUGAACUCGUCGAAGAUAAUGACACUAGGCCAUCAAAAACAUUUGAUAAAAAUUCUCAAGAUAAAACUAUAACAGCAAUGUUUAUCGAUGCGGAAAAACAACCAUUACGAGCUAUAGACGAAAUUAUUGAGCAGAAUGUCACAAAAUUGAAAUCUAACUCAGAGCCUAUUCUGUAUGAAAAUAUUACAUUAAUUGAUGCUAUUGCGCAAGGUAAAAUAGAGCCGAAAGUUUGCCGUAUUUUGGUUAAUGGUGUAGAGUCUCCUUACACUGUCCAAGACGCUUUAGAGCAGGAACAAAUUAGUCGUUUUGCUACAGUUGAUGUGCUUUCUAAAAACUGCAUUGUUUUGAAAGAAACAAGAACCAGCUAUAGCGUUUCAAUUUCGCAAAAACUUACUCCUGAAGAAUUAGCUGAAAUGGGAGUGUAUGAUAUAGAAAGACAAAUCUUCAUAGAUCCUAAAACUGGUGUAAAAAUAUCGUUUGAACAGUUAAUUUACGGACUUAAAAUUUUCGAUCCAAAAACAAUUCUCGUGAAAGACUUGAGUAGUCAAUCAGAUAACUAUAUUCCGUUUAAUGAAGCGAUUUCUAGACCAAUCAUUGAUAAAAUAACCGGUCAUAUGGUUAACCCGAAAACAGGUAAACGAGUUCCCUUUUUAGAGUGUGUCCAGAUGGGGUGGAUUGUAGAAACACCAGAAGAAGUUUUAGUUCCCGAACAAGUAACUAUUGAAUCUGCAUUGGAACGUGGACUAUAUAAUUCAGAAACAGGUGAAAUAAAAGACCUUAAUACAGGUGAAGUUAUAUCUAUUGGAGAUGCGGUGCAGAAGGGAUUAUUGGAUCAAGAGUCAUUACUAAUUAAAGUUCCAGGAACUAAUGAGGAAAUUUCCAUAUCUGAUGCAUUAGAAAGAGGAAUUAUAGAAAUACGUAAUGGCGAAAUUAUUAUAAUCGAAACUCAAGAAGUAAUUGAAAUAUCAGUUGCUAUCCAAAAAGGUUUUAUCACCAUUAUCCGAAGACCAAUUUCAAUGGAAGCUCUAAUUGUCAAAGAGCUGUACGAACCGAAUUCCGGCAAAUUCAAAGACGAUAUGACAAAUCAAUUAGUAACAGUAGAAGAUGCUGUAAUUAGGAAUAUAGUUCAUCCUACAAUAUCAGAAAUAAAAGAUACAGAAACAGAAAAAUACAUUACAUUAUCUGAGGCUAUAGAUAGCCAAAUUAUAAACCCGAAAACAGGUAAGUUAAAAGACAAAAAAACUGGUCAGAUCAUUCCGUUGGAUGAUGCAUUUAAAAGAGGUCUUAUUGCAACUAAGACAGUUACAUUCUCAUUGUUCGAUGUAAUAGAACUAGGUUAUUAUUCGCCUUAUACGUGCAGAGUUUUGAAUCCUAAGACUGGUGAUACUAUAACAUUAAAAGACGCUAUAGAGUCGAAAUUAGUAGACCCAUCGCAUACGAAAGUUAAGGACGAUAAGCAAGACUCGGUGAUUCCAUUUGAGCAAGCUGUUAAAUGUGGUUUAAUUGAUUUAGAGCAAGGUAUUAUAACGUCACCUCAAUACAAUCUUAAGGACGCCAGUGAUAAAGGCUAUUUGUUUAGUGAUACAAAGCCAUGGUCGUUACAAGAAAGUUUAGUUCAAGGAUGUUAUGAUCAAGAUUCUGGUCUGUUAACAAUUAAUGAUGUUGCAAUGACUCUAGAUGAUGCUAUAAAAGUUGGCAAUAUCAACCCAGAAGCAAUAACAGCGAGAAAUUCUGUUACCGGUGAAAUGAUUUCAUUGCAAGAUGCCAUUAAUUCUGGUAUAAUUGAUUCUAAGGAGGGCAAAGUAAGAGAUCCUGUACAAGGUGAUAAGAUCUCACUUACAGAUGCAUCAGAACGUGGCCUUAUUUUACCCGCAAAGAGAAAGUUAAGUCUUCCAGAAGCUGUAUUUAAAGGUUUUUAUGAUCCUAAGACUGGGAAGUUUUCUCAUCCUCAAAGUAAAGAUAAAAUGCAAAUGGAUAGGGCUAUACGAAAACGUAUGUUAGAUCCCCAGUCAACUCUAGUACAUGUUGGAGGAAAAGUAAUACCGUUUGAAUUUGCCGUAGAUAAAGGAAUAGUAGAUGGAAGAACAGGCACUAUAACACUUGGGGACGAAAGAGUAGAUUUCCGAGAAGCUUUUGAACGGGGAAUUUUAGUUGAAGUUCGGAAGCCACUAUCGCUUGUUGAAGCACUUGAAAAGGGCAUAUAUAAUGAAAUUACGGGAUUGUUUAUGGAUCCACAAAGUGGAAAGAAACAUACCCUCAUCGAAGCAAUCAAGAUGAAUUUGAUAGACCCUAAUUCAGUUCAUAUACAGGAUAAUCGUUUAGGAAAAUGGAGUAAGAUAUCAUUAUUAGAGUCUAUUGAAACCGGUGUUAUUGACGACAAAUCAGGAAAAAUUAAAAAUAUUAAUAAUGAUAAUGAACAAAUAACUCUUCGCAAAGCUUUUGAAAUAGGUCUUCUUGUCGAUAGUAAAGCUCCAGUUAGUCUUCAAAGAGCUAUUCAUCAAGGUCUCUAUGAUGAUGACACUAGAAAAAUAGUUGACCCAAUUACUAGUCGUAAAAUUACUUUGCAUGAAGCAAUAAGACGAUCUAUAAUAAGCCCUAAAUAUCUUUGCUAUUUUGAUAAAAAAUCAGAAAAACCUUUAACCCUCUCUGAGUGUUGUCGAAGCCAAAUAGUUGAUAGAAGAACUGGUAAAUUUAUAGAACCAGGGUCUGAUGUACAAGUUACAUUAUCGGAAGCUAUGACUUUAGGUCUUAUUGUAGAUAUAGAAAGUGCUGGCUUCACUUUAUAUGAAACUUUGGCCAUGGACAUGUAUAAUAUAAUGGAACUUGUUUUUAUCCAUCCAGUUACGGAAAGAAAAAUAUCGUUAAAAGCGGCUAUCACAGAGGAACUUAUAAACCCUGAAAUUUCUUUGAUUAAACAUAUUCCGUCUAGUAGGUACAUUACUUUAGUGGAGGCUAUACAAACUGGUAUUGUUGAUGAAACUCAUAGUGUUUAUAUUCUUCCUAACGGAAAUCAAAUUAAUUUGCUAGACGCAAAACACCGUGGUCUCAUAGUUACUUCCAAGAAAGGUCUAAGUCUCGAAGAAGUCAUAAGAAACGGCUUGUUUAGGUCCGAUAAUGGAAAAAUAGUCGAUCCAAACUCCAAUGAAUUUAUUGACAUUACAAAAGCUAUUGAAAUAGGUCUCAUAAAUCCAGAGCUGACUAUUGUUAAAGAUACGUCCACAAAUAAAUUUAACCCUCUUCUUACCGCUAUACAACAAGGCGAUGUGGAUGUAAGCAAAGGUAGAGUUCUAGAUACAAAAGCUAAGAAAACUUUUAAUUUAGAUAUUGCUUUUGAUAAAGGUCUGCUUGUCAGCGUCAUACAACCUAUCACAUUACAAUCUGGUGCUAAAAGAUUUGUUCCCGAUUCUUCUAUUUCAAAAGAACCAGUACUCAGAGAAUUUACUUUAGAAGAUGCAAUUAAAUACGAAUUUAUAGACCCUAAGUCUGCUCUAAUAAAGGAUCCACACAAAAAUAAGUAUGUACCUUUAGAAGUAGGCAUUAAUGAUUGUAUUGUCGAUAAAAGUGCAAAAGGAUUGAUAGACACUCAAAGUGGUAGGUCGCAAUCACGAUGCUUCGUAUUUGAAAAUGGUUUAAUUAUUUAUAAAAUAGAACCUUUUACAUUCGAACAAUCUAUUGAACUUGGUUAUUUGAAUAUAGCUAAUGCUCGUUUUACUGAUCCACAAUCCAACGAAAUAUUAACAAUAAAAGAUGCUGCCUCAUUAGGCUAUAUAGAUCCAGACACAGCGCUAAUUAAAGAUAAUCUUAAGAAAAGACUCAUUAAACUUCCCGAGGCUUUCCGCAAAGGGCUCAUGGAUGCUGAAAAAGGCAAUAUUGUUGACACAGAAACAUCUAAGCUCAAUAGCUUAAGUGCAGCAAUAGAUAGCGGCCUGCUCAUGACUCCGAAGAAAAGUUUCAGUUUAAUCGAAACACUUAACUUUGGUAUUUAUAAUCCCACGACUGGGGCACUUAAUGAUCCAUUUAUAACCACAAGUGUCAUGGACCGCAAACGGCUAACACUUGGCGAAGCUAUACAACAAGGAAUCGUUGAUGCUUCAAGUACUGUCGUGAAAGAACCUGAAACUGGAAAAAUAUGGCCGCUAGUACAAGCAAUAGAACAGAAGUUGGUUAAUCCAAAUGAGGGAAGACUAGUCAUUGAUCCAAAGAAAGGCAUUAGUCUAGAUCUUUGCAAAGCUCUUAAAAAGGGAUACUUACUGCCAGCAGAAACGAGGCAAGCAGUUGAAGAGAAAUAUAGGCUUUGCGACGAAACACUGUCGAAGUUGCUAGAAUGGAUCGCAGUGGUGGAGGAACGGUUAGCCAACCAAGAAGCGGUGAAGGAAGACAUGGAUGAGCUGCGCAACCAGAUUAACAUUCUCAAGCUCAUCAAGGACGACCUAGACAGUCACCAACGCCAAGUGUCCGCUUGCGCUGACCAAGCGAAGCAACUUCUCAUCUCUGGCGGCGAUGUGCUAGCUCCACAUGAAGUGGCAGCCCUAGAACGAGGUGUGCGACAGCUAAAACAACGUUGCGACAAAUGCACCGACAAAUGCGAUAAGAUGCUUCGCCGUCUCGCUGCGGCUAGGGACGAGCUCGGAAAGUUCACCAACGAAAUCAACACGUUCAACACUUGGAUGGAGGGAGCGUACCGCACGCUCGAGGACAAGGAGGUAGCCCUGUCCAAGGUCGAGCACCUAACCAACCGCAGCGACGACGUGCGCGAGUUCGUCUCUGACGUCAUCGCGCAUCAGGCCGAUCUCAGGUUUAUCACCAUGGCCGCACAGAAGUUCGUCGACGAAAGCAAGGAGUUCCUCUCCGUACUGAACGAUUACCGCACGUCGUUGCCGGCUCGGCUGUCGCACGUGACGGCGGGCGAGAGCGCCGUGCGCGAGAGGGCGGGGCUAGCGCGGCGCCGGCACGCCGAGCUCGUGUCGCGCUCGCAGCGCUUGCUCGACACGCUGCGCGCCGCCGCCGACACCGCCGGACGGUAUGGCGACGCUCUCCAGCGUGCGCAGCGCUGGCUGCAAACUGUGGAGCCGCAAGUCCGCUCUAUCGUGUCGGAGCCGGUCGCCGGGGAACCGCGGUCGGUGGAAUCUCAGCUGUCCAAGGCCAAGACGUUGCACAACGAGAUACUGUCGCAGGGACGUCUCAUAGAUAACGCUAAAGACGCAUGCGACCAACUAGUCAAGUCAUUGGAAGGCAACGUGACCCCGGCCGAGAUCCGGCAGUUGGAAGUGCCUGUGAUCGAGGUGACGGAGCGGUACAACGAGCUGAGCGGCGCCGUCGGUGAGCGCUGCGCCGAGCUCGAGGCGGCGCUGCUGCAGUGCCAGGGCCUGCAGGACGCGCUCGAGACGCAGGCGCAGUGGCUCGCCGGCACUGAGAAUACUUACAAGAUGUCGGAAGGCGUAUCUCUAAUCCGCGAGCGACUCGAGGAACAAGCUCGCGAGGUCCGCGCCCGGCUCGCCGAGGCCCGCAACCGCGCGCCCGCGCUGCAGCAGCUGCGGUCCGCCGCGCGUGACGCCGCCCUUACGCCGUCCAACGCCCGCAUCGCUAAGAAGAUCGAGCAGCGCGCUGAUGAUUUGCAUAACAGAUUCGAGAAGCUGCUAGAGCGUCUGAACAAGCGCAACCAGCUGAUAGAGGAGGUGUCCGGCGAGCUGGCGACGUUCACGCAGCAGGCGGGCAAGCUGGAGGCGGCGAGCGCGCAGCUGGCCGACAUGUCCGACCGCGACCUCGCGCGCCUGCCCGCCGACGAGCUGAGGGCGAGACUCAACGAGCUCACCGCUACCAGGGAUAAGAACAUGCCGCUGCUAGAGGAAUGUCUAAGAAACGGCAAACAACUGAUCUCCAAGAAGGACGUUACUGAUACGCACGUCGUACGUGAUAGGAUGAGGGCCCUAGAAAACCAAUGGCGCGACUUCAACGUGUCUCUUGAAGAGAAAAUGAAGCUCUCCAAACAACGGGCAGAUCAGCUUAACCAAUACGAGAGCCUCAGAGCACAGGUCAUUGAAUGGCUGCAAAUGAUGGAGACUCGCGUGAACCACUUGCGUCCAGUCGCCGUGGAUUUGGACGUCAUCAAACACCAGCAAGACGAGCUCCGGCCACUCACCAAGGAGUACAGGGACUUCUCUCAUACCAUGGAUCGGGUGAACGAAGCGGCCGCUAUGUACGAGGCGCUGACUCGCGGCGACCGCGCCGACAGCCCGCACCGCAAGCGGCAGAUGUACAGCCCAACCAAGAGACAGACGCCGAGUCGCGGCGAGAUGCGUUCCCCGUCGCCUGGUAAGGUGCGCGGUUUAGUCAGUCCGGCGUCCGCGCACUCCGCCUCGUCCGGCUUCUCCAGCCGCCGCUCCAGCCAGGACGGCUUCCAUCUUGAAGAACUUUCUCCAGUGCAGCAGCACAUGUCGGAGAUCAACAACCGCUACGAGCUGCUUGGCACCAAGCUGUCGGACAGACAGGCCGAGCUCGACUCCAUCAGGGAGGAGGUCCGCAAACAUCUGGACAGCCUGCGCAAUCUGAACAGCUUCUUGGAUAAGGUGCAACGUCAACUCCCGAAGGAGUCCGUGCCCAACACAAAGGAAGAAGCUGAUAAGAUCAUUAAACAGGCGAGAGUUGUUCUCGAAGAGAUGUAUGAGAAGCAGAGCAUCUUGGAUUCAACCAAAACACAGGUUCGUGAACUGCUCCGUCGUAAGCAGAGCGUGGAAGGCGCGGACCGUCUCCACGACGAGACUGAAGAAAUUGCUUCAAGAUGGAAAGCCCUGCACGAUAAACUCAAGGACACGAUCCGUUUGAUGGAAGAGAUGAAGGACUUCCACGACACACACAACAACCUGUCGCAGUGGCUCGGCGCGAAGGAGCGCAUGAUGGCCGCGCUCGGACCCAUCUCCUCCGACUCUAGGAUGGUCCAGACUCAAGUGCAACAGGUGCAAGUCCUGCGCGAGGAGUUCCGCAGCCAACAACCACAACUGUCGCACCUGGAGGAAGUGGCGCGCGAGGUGUUACAGCGCCUGCCGCACAACGACCCCGAUGCCAACAAGCUCAACAACAAACUGAAGGAUCUGCAGGAUCGCUGGACCGAUCUGCUUAACAAGUUGGAGCAACGUGCGUCAAGCCUCGGCGCGGCGGCGGACUCGUCUCGCGAGUUAGACGCUGGUCUACAGCGGUUCAACAACGCGUUGGCUGCCAUCGCCGACCGCCUGCAUGACACCAGCUCCAUACAGGAGCCCGCUGAACGACUGAGAGAAAUUGAGAACCUAGAGCGUCAAAUCGAAGGCCAACGUCCCCUGCUAGCAGCUCUACAGACGGCGGGCGAGGACCUGGCCGCGGCGUUAGCGGAGCCCGGCGCGCGAGCUGACAUCAUGGCGCGCCUGGCCGCCGCACAGCGUAAACUCGACGCGCUGCAGAGAGACGUCGAGCACGCUAGGGCUGAAGCGGAGGCUGCUCUUAAGGAGGGCCGUCACCUGGAAGAGAGUGUUGCCCGUACUCUGGGCUGGCUGGCGGCGGAGGCGGGUGCGUUACCGGCGCGGCUGCAGGUGUCCGCGGACCGCGCGCGACUGACGCAGCAGCUGGAGCGACACGAGCCCCUGUACAGGGACCUCACGCAGCGCGAGCACGAGAUCAUCAUGUUGCUGGAUAAGGGUCGUGAAAUGGAGAAGAAACCGGCCUACGCUGGCCUACGUAAGGAUCUUGACAGAAUACAGACUCAGUGGGACAAACUCAAGCGGGAGACCGUCGACAGAUACACUAGACUCCAGGCAGCUAUGGAAAAUUGCCGCAAAUACACCAAAGCGCAAGAAUCCUUCGUGCCUUGGCUCUCAGACGCUGAGGAUCGAUUGGCCAAAUUGCCACCAGCGCCAUUCACCAAGAAAGACGCUGAUAAGCAGCUACGUGAGCUGCAACAGAUCAGAAACGACGUGUGGAAGAGAUCUGGUGAAUAUGAGAACAACAAAACGUUGGGUGAGACCUUCAUAUCUUCCUGUGAUGUAGACCAGGAGAUAGUCAGAAACCAACUCGACAAUAUGAAGGAGCGUUGGGACAGAAUCAACAACGAGGUACUCCGAGCGUCGGAGUUCGUGGAGGCGCUAUCGCGUCGUCUCGGCGAGUUUGGCGAGAAGGUGCGCGCAGUGGAGGCGCCGCUCGAGCGUUGCGAGGAACGGCUGCGUACGGCGUUACAGGCGCCGCGCGCUGCUGCGGCCGACCAGCUGCCGCGAUUGGCCGAUCACGUGCACGCAUUGCGGGCACCCCUACAGAGCGUGAACAUGGCUGCGGACGACAUAAUUUCAUUAGCGGCCGAGUACGGAGGUUCGGAAGCGGCAGAGCGUGCACGUCCUGUCCUAGAAGAGACGGCGCGUGCGCUCGCAGACCGCCUCCGAGACUUGGAGGCGCAGACCGACGACGCGCGUGAGCGUAUCGCCGGUGCCGCCGCUGCGUACGCGCAGUUCCAGGAUAAGAUCAAAGGAGUAUCCCAUGAUAUUUCUGACUUGGAGAAGGAGCUGGAUAGCAUCAAACCGCCCGGCCGCGAGGUUAAGACGGUGAAGGCGCAACUCGACGACUUGGGUCGCCUAUACAAGCGCCUGGAGCAGGCCGACGAUCUGAUUGCUGACUCCGAACGCGCCGCUGAAAACUUGGCCGAUAGUGGCUACUCCGAUGCCUCUAAGGCACGAGAUCAAGUGGAGGGCAUCCGUAAGCAACUCGCCAAGUUGGACGAGAAGGCUCGUUCUAAGGAACAAGAUCUAGAUGACACGCUGAGCAAGUUGGAGGCUUUCUACAAAGCCUACGACGCUGUUAUGGAUGAUGUGGACGAAGCGUCUGAACAAGUACGCAAUUUGAAGCCCGUGUCAUCUGAAGUGGACCAAAUCAGAGUGCAACAGAAGGACUUUGCGGAUCUGAAGAAGCGCACGCUGGAGCCUUUGGGUCAGAACGUGACGCAUUGCAACAAGAUCGGCCAAGGCCUAGUGAGAUCCGCCCACCAGGGUGUCUCCACACAGCAGCUCGAGAAAGAUCUGGAGAAGAUGAACGACAGAUGGAACGCUUUGAAGGAUAAGACGAACGAGCGCGAACGUCGCCUUGACGUAGGUCUGCUACAGUCGGGCAAGUUUGCCGAGGCUCUAGCUGGUCUAGAGAAGUGGCUCGCCGAUACCGAAGACAUGGUCAAUAACCAGAAACCACCAUCCGCCGACUACAAGGUAGUGAAGGCACAGCUGCAGGAACAGAAGUUCUUGAAGAAGAUGCUCAUGGACCGUCAGAACUCGAUGUCGUCUCUAUUCACGAUGGGUAAUGAGGUAGCCGCGGGCUGCGACGCCGCGGAACGCAAGGGUAUUGAGAAACAACUGCGUGGUUUGAUGCAACGCUUCGACGCGCUUACCAGCGGUGCACAGCAGAGAAUGCUCGAUCUGGAGCAGGCUAUGAAAGUGGCUAAGGAAUUCCAAGAGCAAUUGCAGCCCUUGGUCGAGUGGCUCGGUAACACCGAACGGAAGGUACGAGUGCUCGAGCUGGUGCCUACUGAUGAGGAGAAAAUACAGCAGAAGAUCAGAGAGCACAAGGCAAUCCACGACGAUAUCCUGUCGAAACAGCCGCCAUUCAAACAACUCACCGAGACCGCUUCCACUCUCAUGGGUCUCGUAGGAGACGAUGAAGCCACCGUCUUAGCUGACAGGCUCCAGGCCGCCACCGAUAGGUACCAGGCUCUGGUGGACCACAGCUUGAAUGUUGGCGACCUGCUGGACAAUUCCCGCAAGGGUCUCAGACAUUUGGUGCUCACGUACCAGGACCUGUCAGCUUGGAUGGACGGCAUGGAACAAUAUCUCGCCAAGAGAAAGAUCCUGCCUGUGCACAUGGAGAAACUGCUUAGGCAAAUGGAUGAGCUCGCUGAAAAGACGGAAGAAAUAGCGUCCAAACAGGAGGCCGUAGAUAGCACUGUGGAGUCCGGGCUGGAGCUCAUGAAACACAUCUCCGGUGACGAGGCGCUGCAGCUCAAGGACAAGUUGGACGCGCUGCAGCGGCGAUACAACGAUCUGACGUCACGCGGCGCCGACCUGCUGCGCCGAGCGUCAGAGGCUCUGCCGCUUGUGCAGCAGCUGUAUGACGCUCAUACCAGAUUAUCGGAAUGGAUGUCGAGUGCUGAAACAUGCUUGCAAUCAGUCGAGCCACGCGAGGAAGACAUUCUCAGGUUGGAGGCUGAGUUGCAAGAGUUCAGGCCACUUUUGGACAGCAUCAAUCUUGUUGGCCCACAAUUGUGCCAGAUCUCCCCCGGAGAAGGCGCGACCCACAUCGAGGGUAUCGUAACCAGAGACAACCGCCGCUUCGACGUAAUCGCUGAGCAGAUACAGAGGAAGGCCGAACGCCUCCUUCUGAGCAAGAAGCGUUCCCUGGAAGUAGUAGGCGAUAUGGAGGAGCUUGUUGAAUGGCUGCGUGGCGUGGACUCGGCACUGCGAUCGGCCGAGCCGCCGGCGGCGGAGGCGGAGUUACUGCGCGGUCAGUUGUCGCGGCAUCGCCCCCUCAACGACGACGUCGCGGCGCAACGUGUGCGUGCGCGCGAUCUGCUUGCACAGGCUAAGAAGGUUCUUCGUGAAUGUCAAUCAUCUGACGAGGCCGCGGUCAUCCGCGAACGCAGCGAGGAGCUGCGUGAGAUGAUGGACGAGGUCGGACAGCUAAGCGGCGCGCGCUUGGCCGCUCUAGAGCAGGCCCUGCCGCUAGCGGAACACUUCGCUGAUACACAUCACGGUUUGUCGACGUGGUUAGACGACAUGGAGAAGCAAGUGCAGAUGUUGGCUAUGCCGGCGUUGCGCCCCGAGCAAAUCGUGCAGCAGCAAGACAAGAACGAGAUGCUGCAACAGUCGAUUGCCGGGCACAAGCCGUUAGUCGACAAACUGAUAAAGACUGGCGAGGCGCUGUCUCGUCUCGUCGGCGAAGAUGACGCAGCCAAGAUACAGGACAUCGUGGAGAACGACUGCGAGCGUUACAACGCGCUGCGGGCCGAGCUCAGGCAGCGCCAACAGGAGUUGGAACAGGCUCUUCAAGAGUCGUCGGUAUUUGCGGAGCGUCUGGACGGUAUGGUGCGCGCGCUCGCCGGCGCCGCGGACCAACUGCAAAACGCAGAGCCCGUCUCCGCGCACCCGCAUAAGAUUCAAGACCAAAUGGACGAGAACAACGCUCUCAUAGAAGAUCUCGAGAAACGCAAGGAGGCAUACAACGCGGUGCAGCGUGCGGCCUCUGACGUCAUCGCGAAGGCCAACAAGAGCGACCCCGCCGUUAGAGACAUCCGCAACAAGCUGGAGAAACUCAACAAGUUGUGGGAUGCCGUUCAGAACGCAAGCGGAAACCGCGGCCGCACACUCGCCGAGGCAAUGGAGUUGGCUCGUAAAUUCUGGGCCCUGCUGGAGCGCGUAUCACGCGCACUAGCUGACCUCCGCGACGCGCUACAGUCGCAGCCGCCGCCGGCCGCCACGCCGCCCGCCCUGCAGAGGCAGCAACUGGCUCUGCAGGACAUCCGUAUGGAAAUCGACCAGGCCAAGCCCGAUGUGGACAAGGUCAGGAAGACGGGUUCGACCCUCAUGUCGAUGUGCGGCGAGCCAGACAAACCCGAGGUCAAGAAACACAUGGAGGACAUCGACCAUGCCUGGGACAACAUAACAGCGCUCUACGCGCGCAGGGAGGAGAAUCUCAUCGAUGCCAUGGAGAAGGCGAUGGAGUUCCAUGACACGCUUCAGAAUCUCCUCGAGUUCCUGGACCACGCGGAGGACAAGUUCUCGCACAUGGGCCCGCUCGGCUCCGACAUCGACGCAGUCAAGCGGCAGAUCGCCCAGCUGGCCACCUUCAAGCAGGAGGUCGACCCGCAUAUGGUCAAAGUCGAGUCUUUGAACAGGCAAGCGGCAGAGCUGACGGAGCGUACGUCAGCGGAGCAGGCUCAGGCUAUAAAACAGCCGCUGAGCGAGGUGAACGCGCGGUGGGCGGCGCUGCUGCGUGGUAUGGUGGAGCGGCAGCAGCAGCUCGAGCGAGCGUUACUGCGCCUCGGUCAGUUGCAGCACGCGUUGCGCGACACGCUCGCCUGGAUCGCGCAAUGCAACGCUACGCUGGACACGCUUACACCGGUGGCCGGAGACCCGCAAGUGCUGGAAGUGGAGCUGGCCAAGCUGAAGGUGCUGGCCAACGACAUCGCGGCGCAUCAGCCGUCCGUCGACACGCUCAACGAAGCCGGCGCGCAACUCGCGCACGCUGGAUCGGAAGAAGCAGGCGACACUGCCGAGAAACUUGCGCUUCUCAACAGGAAAUGGCGCGAACUACAACAAAGGGCCAGAGACAAGCAAUCCGAGCUGGAAGACGCGUUGCGAGAGGCGCAAAGCUUCAACGCGGAGAUCGGCGACUUGCUGUCGUGGUUGUCGGAGGUGGACAGCGUCAUCGCCGCCUCCAAGCCCGUCGGCGGCCUGCCUGAGACCGCCACAGAACAACUCGAGAGAUUCAUGGAGGUGUACAACGAGAUCGAAGCCAACCGGCCGAAGGUGGAGGCGGUGCUGCAGCAGGGCCAGGAGUACAUCAAGCGCCAGGAGAAACCCAACCCGCACUCGCAGCUGCACCUCAACCUCAAGAACCUCAAGUCCAGAUGGGACAAUGUCACGUCCAGAGCGUCCGAUAAGAAGAUUAAACUGGAGAUAGCACUGAAGGAAGCUACGGAGUUCCACGAUGCGCUGCAAGCCUUCGUGGACUGGCUCACCAGCGCCGAGAAAACGCUCUCCUCCGCCAAACCAGUCUCCAGGGUCAUGGAGACAUUGCUAUCUCAAGUUGAGGAACACAAGGCGUUCCAGAAAGAAGUAUCUACCCACCGCGAGACCAUGCUCCAACUGGACAAGAAGGGCACUCACCUCAAGUAUUUCAGCCAGAAGCAGGAUGUCAUCCUGAUCAAGAACUUACUGGUGUCGGUGCAGCAUAGAUGGGAACGAGUUGUUUCCAAGUCUGCUGAAAGGACCCGUGCAUUGGAUCUUGGACUCAAAGAAGCCAAGGAGUUCAAUGAUAUGUGGACUAAUUUGAUGAGUUGGCUCAACGAAACUGAGGAGCAAUUAGAUCAGCUGAACUCCGAAACUACCAUCAACGAUCCAGAGAAGAUUAAACUCAGGCUGAACAAACAUCGCGAGUUCCAAAAGGCUCUGGCUGCUAAGCAGCCUGUGUACGACCAAACCACGAAAGUCGGCAAACAACUCAAGGACAAGGCACCCAAGACAGACGAGCCCACGCUGCGCAACAUGCUCACUGAUCUCAAAACCAAGUGGACCACCGUCUGCUCUAAGGCAGUCGAUAGGCAACGCAAGCUCGAAGAGGCAUUGCUGUACUCCGGCCAGUUCAAGGACGCGAUGGGUGCUCUACUGGAAUGGCUGAAGCGGCAGGAGGCGGCUCUGGGUGCCGACUCGCCCGUCCACGGUGACCUUGACACUGUCAUGGCGCUUAUUGAACAGCACAAGCAAUUCGAGGAAGAUCUGCAUUCUCGCCAAGGACAGAUGCAGUCUGUUCUCAAGACCGGUCGAGAUCUCGAAGCUACUGUUCCACCAGAAGACGCCACCAACAUCAAACAACAGUGCGGCGAACUCAAACGCGCCUGGGACGCCGUGCAGUCGCUCAGCGAGAGGAAAGCGCAAAGACUGGAAGGAGCUCUCAAGGAGGCGGAGCGUCUACACAAGUCGGUGAACAUGCUGCUGGAGUGGCUGUCGGACGCGGAGACGCGGCUGCGGUUCGCGGGCGCGCUGCCCGACGGCGAGGCCGAGGCGCGCGCCGCGCUCGCCGACCACGAGCGGUUCGCAAGGGAGUUGGCCGACAAGGGUCGCGACAAGGACGAGACAGUGCAGCUGGCGCGCGACAUCCUGUCGCGUGCUCACCCCGACGCCGUGCCCGUCAUCAAGCACUGGAUCACCAUCAUACAGAGCAGAUGGGACGAGGUAUGGCAAUGGGCGAUGCAGCGCGGCAGCAAGCUGGAGGCGCACAUGCAGAGCCUCAAGGACUUGGACCUCGUGCUCGACGAGCUGCUACAGUGGCUGUCCGGACUCGAGAACACUCUGCAUACAUUGGAAGCUGAGCCGCUGCCAGAAUCUAUUGAGCUGUUGGAGGGACUCAUCGAGGACCACAAAGAUCUCAUGGAACACACGCAGAAGAGGCAGAGCGAGGUGGACCGUGUGUGCAAGGCGUACCAGGUCAAGAGCCAGAGCGUGGGUCGGGAGUCGACGCCACGCAAGGUGUCCGCCAAACAGGCAACCAAGGGAACACCUGUCCGCGGCUCGCAGCACGAUCUCAACAGGGAGAGGUCGAUGUCGCCUGAUUACUAUGGCUCUAGACGCUACAGGUCCCGGAUACACAGUCGAAGUAGGAGAGGAAGUCGCCUCAGCCCCGGCCGCGACUCGCCAGACCGCAACCUCCCGCACUAUGGACCCAGGUUCCCGCCGAGGGGAAGCAAAGGAGCAGAGCCGGAGUUCAGGUCGCCGAGGGUGAGACAGCUAUGGGACAAGUGGCGCACCGUGUGGCUGCUCGCGUGGGAGAGACAGAGGCGGCUGCACGAGCGCCUCGAACAUCUCAAGGAGCUGCAGCGAGUGUCCAACUUCAGCUGGGACGACUGGAGAAAACGAUUCCUGAAGUUCAUGAACCACAAGAAGUCCCGUCUCACGGACCUGUUCCGCAAGAUGGACAAGGACAACAACGGCUUCAUACCCAGGAACGAGUUCAUCGAUGGAAUCAUCAACACCAAAUUCGACACUUCUCGUCUGGAGAUGGGCGCCGUGGCUGACCUGUUCGACAGGAACGGUAGCGGCCUCAUCGACUGGGAGGAGUUCAUCGCCGCUCUCAGACCUGACUGGGUCGAAAGACGCGGACCGCCGACGGACGCGGACAAGAUUCACGACGAAGUGAAACGACUAGUGAUGCUGUGUACCUGCCGACAGAAGUUCAGGGUGUUCCAAGUUGGAGAGGGCAAAUAUAGGUUCGGCGAUUCGCAAAAACUGCGUCUGGUCCGCAUCCUGAGGUCUACUGUGAUGGUCCGCGUGGGAGGAGGAUGGGUAGCUCUAGACGAGUUCCUCGUCAAAAACGACCCCUGCCGAGCCAAGGGAAGAACAAACAUCGAACUACGAGAGCAAUUCAUUUUGGCUGAUGGAGUGUCACAGAGCAUGGCUGCGUUCAGACCACGAACGCCACGUUCUAGCACAAAUACGCCACCCUCAACUGGACCAAUCACAAAAGUAAGGGAAAGAACAGCACGCUCCGUCCCAAUGUCUACGGGAGCCCCAGGACGUGCCUCGCGCUCUUCUCUCAGCGCAGGAACACCGGACUCGCUUAGUGAUAACGAAGCUGCUAGUGGACUCGGACAGAGAUACCGCAAGCCGAGUGUACCAAGAUCUACGCUUACGCCUGGUGGUUCAAGACCCGGAUCAAGACCAGGAUCGAGAACUGGGUCUAAGCCCCCAUCACGACAUGGAUCGAACUUGUCGCUUGACAGCACCGAUGAAGUAUUAACCCCAUCGCGCAUACCCAUGCGAAAGGUGACCAACACGCGCACGUCGAUUGCUCGGGCAGCCGCCAACGCUAGCAAGCUGGGCGUUACCACACCUAAUGGUGGAUCACGGCCCAGAACGCCAACUGGCUUUUUGACGCCGGCCAGUGGAAGGUAUCAUAGCGGAGCAAUGUACCGCACGUCCAGUAUACCCACACUGUCACCCGUACCAGCGUUAGUAAGUUCAAUACAUUCUCAGCCAUCGUCGAUGGCCUCAGAACAUCCUAAAUCCUUAUCACACCCGCAUCCUGCAUUCCAGACUCAAGGGUCCACAAAAAUACCCGUGUACAUCGGGAAUCGUUCUCAACGGACACCGUCUGUGGAACGUAGAUAUAAGAAAAGAAAAACCCAAUCCCGAGAAACCUCCCAAGAACCUAGUCCUACUUCCCACGAUCCAAAAUCUGACCAGAGAAGUCCUGAAGACGAUUCCUCCCUGUUCAGCAUAUCCGGAAUGACAAGUGACAAUGAAUAUGAGAGUAAUAUAAGCGAGUCUAGCGGAGAAGCUCCAAAAUCAACGAAGAGAGAUAUAAAAGGGAGUGGGUCGUUCGCGUCCACCGAUGGACAAACACCUAGCAGAAGUCGCAUACCCGUGGCUAAGGAGACUAACAUUAGUAAUACUAGACAAAGAACGCCGUCUGGCAGUACGACACCGGUGCGGCCUGGGCAGCAGACUGCCGCGUCGAGGCUGGUCAGGAGACCGUCUGACGCCACCGAUAGCGGAACUACGCCAAGCACUCCGCUCACACGACGCGCUACUCCAUCAUCACGAACUACGGAUAAACGCGAACCUUUUCGACUUUAAAUAAAAUUACACUCGAUUUCAUUCCCGCUCAAAAACCGCCAUAUUGUAAAUUUCAAACAUUCCAAUAUGGCGUCUUUAGUGUAACUGUCACUUUGAUUUUUCUAUAAUUUAAAACGAAACAUCGAAUUAUUUUAUAUUUUAACAAAGUCAUGAUUACCUUGUUUACUUAACAUAAUUUACGUUAUAAUCAUCAAAGUGACCGAAACGAAUAUUGCAACAAAAGGGCCGAUAAUGUAAUUUAAUAUGACUAACAUUCGACAUAUUCGCAAAUCGAGCCAAGCUUAUUAAAAUAAAUCGAAACUUUGCGAAUGUGGCUUCUAAUAAGUAACAAGUUUAGUAAGUAGUAAAACAAAGUCUGCAGUCGUUGCCUUGUAUACUGAUUUCUACUUUUUCAAAGAAUUAAGAUUUUUGUGCGGUACUUAGUACUUUUUUCAUUGAUUUAAAUUUGUUCUUGUCGUUGUAGCACUGCGAAUAUUCCUUAUUUAUUAUUAUUGUCAAUGUUGCCAUAAUUAUUAGUGUUAUGAUACGUAUUAGUCUCGAUAGAGGCGAGAAGUGUGAUUUUGUAUUCGUUUUGUAUUUUUCUUUUAGGGACCAUUUAUUUAUGAUUCAUUAUUAAAUUGACAGUUACUUUAAGUCCAGGAAAUUCCAUUAAAAGGAUCGCCAGCCUAUUUAAAGAUAUUUUCUGAUUUAAGGAUGACUGUUGAUUAUUUAUUUGAAGUGAUAAUAGAAGUAAAUUGAUUUGUAAAGCACAAUCAUGUUUUCAUCAUGUGUUCAUUUUGUACGUAAUUUUUUUUUCAUCAACCAUCGUACGUUCUGUAUAUUAUUAUAUUUUUAAGUUUUUGCACAAUAAACCAUAUUGUGACUGCGAUAUAAUAUAUUGACUGUAGUUUUAUACUCCUACUUACGCCAGAGUUGUUUGUAUAAAAUUACAUUCAAACUAGAUAAAAUAAAUCAUAGCGGACUAUAUAAUAUUAGUAAAUUAAGUAUAUUGUCAACUAAAAGACAUUUACAUACUGAAAGCUUAGAAUAAUUUUAUAUACAAAAAAGGAGCGCUUUAAAAUGUAACCUUCCUAAAAAUGUUAACCAACACUCACACUUAAUUGUUAAUUUUUAUUAUAAACCUGACUUUAAGAUUAAGUCUUUAUUAUAAGAAAUAUUGUAAAACUAUUAAUCUGGUCAUUUUAUUUAAAUAUCAUUGUUGUAUUUGUUAUAUGGAAGUAAAUUUACUAAAAGCUUGCAAUAUUUUUUUGUAUAAAGUAAUGAUUUUGAAGAGCAACUGUUUUAAAAAUCUCAUAAUUGAUUUCAAAAAUAAAGAAUAACUAAUAAAA